Geodia barretti is the source of this 487-nucleotide messenger RNA. NCBI's taxonomy places the organism in Eukaryota, Metazoa, Porifera, Demospongiae, Tetractinellida, Geodiidae. The record is from the annotation of a GenBank genome assembly.
UUGCCCCCCGGAGAUAAACAGAGCCGCAGGUGCUGAAAGCAAAGUUUGCACAGAGCUGCUAAGGAUAACGUCGUAGAGACUUGUGGAAAGAGUGUAGGCGUUGCAGGGUGCAGCCGGGAAGGUGGAUAUGAGCGGGGGUCAGGCAGGGAACGGCUACGUGGGGGUGGUGCAGGAUUCAAAGCGGGUGAAGCUGAGCUCUGCCUUCGCGCGAGUGCCGCCCGUGCCGCUGCCGGAAGCGUUCUUGAUGAAAGAUCUAUACCUGGCCGACGAGAACCCGAACAAGAUCAACCUUGGCGUAGGCGCAUAUAGGACAGAGGAGGGUAAGCCGUGGGUGCUCCCCGUCGUGAGGACCGUGGAGGCCCAGAUGAGUGCAGACCCGACCCUCAAUAAGGAGUACCUCCCACUGCCCGGCAUGCCGGCUCUGAUAGAGGGACUCACCAGACUCCUGCUGGGGGAAAGCAGUCUCGCCAUCACCCAGAACAGGGUA